UCAUUAUUUUCCUGCAAUUAAGCGAAACUAUGUUAAUAAUUGCGUGUUUAACUUUGAAUAGAAUCGAUAAUUAAAUGAAAAAAAUUGAAAGAUUACAAAAUGUUCGUCUAAAAUAUGUUAAAUUAUUGACUGAAAGCCUUCUAUGUGCAAAGAGUAGUAAACUUUUUUUUUUUGCAACGAAUCUGUCGAAGGUGGAACAUUUUAUCGAAAAAGAGGAAAAGCAGAGCAUCGCAAUGUUGCUGUUGGUCGUCAACAUCUCCAUCGUAUUGCAUAAAUUUUUGAUAAGACCUUUAAAAAGAUGUAAAUUUCAUAUGGAAUUUUAAGGAAAGUGAGCGGUGGUGCAAAAAGAACAAAAAAAAAAAGUUCAGAAGAAGCAGCAUAUAGUAGUGUUGAGAAAAGUAAGAAUAAGUCCAAGAGAAAAAAUUUACCACUCGUAGUCAAUGUGUUGUUGUUAUUAUUAUAUUUGCUGUUCUAUAAAAUUUGUAUCGGCAUAGUAUUUGUAAUACUUAUUUAUUAAAUUUGCAUAAAAUAGAAAAAUAAUGCACUUUAUUUAAUCACAUUGAAUAAAAAUCGCGGUGCUAAGCACCAUAGCAGCAAUUGUGCAGUUUUCUAAUUAGCAUCAAGCUGUUGCAAACUAAACUCAAACAAUUUUGGACAUGGUUAGUUGCUAAGAUCUUUUUACAAUUAAAGUGUUUACAAGCAAUAAUAAGAGAAUGGGCUUGAAGUAUGGAUUUUAAUCUUUCUUCAUUUAAGUGCCAGGAUCAAUAUUCAAUACAAAUAACAAUUCUACAAGCACUUGCAUUACCAUCAAUUAUUAAUUGACGGGACAAUAUCAUCGAAAUACGAUUUCAAAUAGUUUUGAAUUAAUUGGCUUAUUUGCUUUCAUAUCGACAAGAAGCCUGUCGCUUUACAGGCCAUUUCCACUUAUUUUUUACCUGGUCGCGUUAAACAAAAUCUGCCACCAUUCGGAAAAAAAAUACUUCCAACAUGACCCAUAAUCUCGGUAUGGCGCCAUAUCGUUUGCAGGGUCCAGCGGGAGGAUUGUGUCCUCCCGACUUCAAAGCGCCUCCUCCAACUUCGGAAAUAAUCUCGGCGCCGAGUAAUCCGAAAAAACGACGGAAAACAUCGAAUGCCACGUCUGCUGCAGCGGCAGCCGCAGCAGCGGCGGCUAGUUCGAUGCAACAAUCGCAAACUCCUCCAACACCACAGGAUUUGCUGCCACCACCCCCAAUGGGUGGAUUUGGUGAUACUAUUGUGGCAACGAACCCUUUUGACGAUACUCCACCUCAAAUGUCAAGUUCAAUGUCAGCAAUGAAUCAUAUGGGCGCUCCACCGGGUCAUUUUGGCCCCAGCGCUCAUAUGGGAAUGGGUGGUCCACACGGUCCGCCGCACAUGCAUCCACAUAUGCAUCCACAUCAUCCUGGCGGUCCUCCGCAUCAUCAUCCUAUGAGUGGAUCGCCAAUGCGUGGCAUGAGCCCAAUGGGAAUGGGGAGUCCCUUAGGGGGACCAGUCCAUGGUCCCAUGGGUGCUGGUGUAGGGCUCCCACCACAUAUGAACCAUGGUCGGCCAGGAGGCCCUCCAAUGGGUUCUAUGGGCGGAAUGGUUGGAAUGGGUGGCAUGAGUCCUAUGGGAGGCAUGGGUCCUAGUAUAUCACCACACCAUAUGGGCAUGGGUGGCCUCUCACCGAUGGGUGGGCCUGGACCAAAUGGUCCCCGUACUAUGGGUUCGCCCAUGCAAGGUGGUCCUGGUCCUGGACAAGGGUCGCCCAUGAACUCACUGCCAAUGGGAUCACCAAUGAGCGCUGCUAUGGGUAGCCCAAUUGGUCCACCACCGUCUCAUCAACAAUCAGGACCACAACAGGGGUCCCAGUCUCAAAGUCAAAAUCAACCUCCGCCUCACAUGAAUAAUGGACAAAUGGGUCCACCAAUGCACAGUCCUUUAGGUAAUGGCCCCGCGAAUCAAAUGUCCGGUGGCCCAGGUCCUGGACCUGGACCUGGCGGCCAACUGCAACCUCCCGGUAUGCCAAAUCAUGGUGGUAUGUCUCCCGCUCACAGUAUGGCCUCGAAUCCCAAUAAUAACAGCAAUAACCCUAAUAACAACAAUAAUAAUAGCAAUAGCAAUCAGAAUCAGCAGAAUCCAUUACUUUCGCCUGCAGCGGGACGCUUGGGGAUACCACCUUCACCUUCAUCUAAUAUAACAUCGAAUGGUCCUUUAGCACCUGUGUCAUCAAGCUCAACUUCCUCCUGCACGUCUUCAGCCUCGGCAACAACGACGUCUACUGCGCCCACGACAGUGCCUACAACUUCGCCAGCGCCCGGCAACGGUCAAGCUGCCAUGUCUCCACAUCAUUCAAUGAGUGGGAGUGCCGGCAGUGGACCAGGUCCAGGGCCUAGCCCAGGUCCGGGUCCAGGCGGCAUGAAUAACAUUGGCGGACAUGGGCCAAGUCCGCUAACUUCUCCAGCAUUGCCAGGGAAUGUAAAUAACAACGGCGGCAAUGGUCCUCUUAAUAACAUGGGUGGUGCUAGUCCUGUUAGUGGUUGCGGUCCGAUGGGCGGUAAUAAUAGUGGAGUUCUCAUGAAUCACAUGCAUGGUAAUAAUAAUAAUAGUAAUGGUCCGUCCUGUCCUCCAGGCGGAUCGGCAGGUGGUCCACAUAGUGGGGGACCAAUGCAUCAGCAAAUGCAUCCUAAUGUUCCUAUGCAACAACCUCAACAAUCGCCCCAUGGUAAUAUUCAACCCAACAAUGCCGGACCUGGCAAUGCCGGUAUGCAUAACAACAGCAUGGCAGGCCCAGGACCCGGAUCAAAUCAGAUGCUACCUCCUCAACAACCGCCGUCCUCCCAUUCGCAUCUCAGUGGCUUACCACAUUCUCAGCUUAUGAAUCAUCAUCAUCACGGAGGUCCUGGAGGAGGUCAUCAGUCACAUAUGAUGCACGGACCAAUGGGAGGCAUGGGUCCCCAUAUGGGAGGCCCUUCUAAUCAUAUGAGCGGACCGCAUCCGAUGAUGGGUGGUGGUCCUCACAUGGGUCCCGGAGCAGGGGCGGGACUUGGACCUGGCAACAUGAAUGGGCCUCACCACCAUGGUCCCCAUCCGCACGGACCGCACCACGGAAUGCCACCACAUCCCCACCAUAAUCCAAUGAGCGGUCCAUCCGCCAUGUUUGGCGGCCCUGGUGGAGGUCACAUGGGACCAAUGGGUCGCCCAAUGGGCAACCAUCCCAUGAAUGCAGGAGGUCCACCAAAACCAAUGUCUAUGGGUGCCGGAAAAAUGUAUCCACCUGGUCAACCAAUGAUAUUUAAUCCGAAUAAUCCCAAUGCACCGCCAAUAUAUCCUUGUGGCAUUUGUCACAAGGAAGUCAACGAUAACGAGGAAGCGAUUUUCUGUGAAUCGGGAUGUAAUUUUUUCUUUCAUCGAACAUGUGUUGGUUUGUCGGAUGCUGCUUUUAAAAUGAUAACUAAAGAAGUUUUCGCCGAAUGGUGUUGUGACAAUUGUCUGUCUUCCAAGCACAUACCGAUGGUAAAAUUUAAAUGUUAAAUCACUUAGCGUAACAAGUAAAAGUGGAAACGCAGUACAUAAUGCAUGCAACACUAAGGACUGCCUUGUCUGUAAAAAGUUAGAAAAAUAUUUAUAUAAAGCUCAUGUAAGUGUAUUAGAAAUCUUUUUUUCAACUACAACGAUAAAGAUGAUUUAGUUAAUAUGUAAUGAUCACACUUAACACUUGACGGAACAAUCACAAAAACGAGAAGCCCAGAAAUUGUUUUGAAAAAAUCUAUAAAGAUAAAAGAAUAAAUUUGCACUAACGGUGUACAGUAAGCAAAUUGGGAAAGAAAAAUGUUUAAAACUUUAAUAAAUUUGAUAAGAAAAAAAGCAAAUUACAAUUGUGUAUAUUAAAUA
Molecule: messenger RNA, 3891 nt
Organism: Glossina fuscipes
Lineage: Eukaryota; Metazoa; Arthropoda; Insecta; Diptera; Glossinidae
Gene: pygo
Product: protein pygopus
Exons: 4
Coding region: 988-3531 (847 amino acids)
Source: RefSeq, a predicted model, not a curated record